This is a messenger RNA of Symbiodinium necroappetens, 1020 nucleotides long. Lineage: Eukaryota; Dinophyceae; Suessiales; Symbiodiniaceae. The record is from the annotation of a GenBank genome assembly.
AUGCCAAGGACUGAAGCCCCUCCUGAAUGGCAAGCGAAGGUCGAACAGCUGUCGAUGAGGGGGAUCACGGCCCAGGCUCUGCUCAAUUUCUACAAAAGCCUGGGAGGCCGGCUGAUGCCGCACUACCAGGCCGGGCAGCACACCACCUCCGACGUGGUCAGGCAGGCCAUCAUCCCACAUACCCGCGAGGGACGCUGUGCCUACGCGACCUUUAUAAACGGCCCACGUCAGCCUGACCGAAUGGUCACGCACUCCUGGCGGAAUCUGUUCCGUGAUCUGGUGGCGGCUGUCAUUGCCGAUGCUGCGGGCGAAAGUAGCUUCGGGCUCGUGGCUGCCCUGCUGGAAGAGGAUGUGUCCGUGCUCGAGGCACUGAUGCGAGAGCGGGGCACCUCCGAUCGGGUGUAUUGGAUCUGUGCUUUCGCCGUGAACCAACAUGCUGGCAUUUGUGAGAAUCGCGAUGGGGACCGGGACUCUGUGACGGGGCAGGUGCAUCCUGGUUGCACGUGCGGUCUGCCGAAGAUGCUGAAUACCACAGCGCCGCUGUCUACAGAAGGCCCAUCAAAAGGCCAGAGCAUUGGAUGCGAGAUGAACAAGUUUGACGACAUGAUGGCUCUGCUUUCCAGGAAGAAUCCACACUUUUCGCAAGUCGUCGCCGUGGAUGCUGGCUUCGUACUCUUUCGCAGGGCCUGGUGUGUGGCCGAGCUUGUAAAGGCGGAUGAGGCGAGGCUCAGGCAGCACGUCAAAAUGCACUCGCGGAAGGCGGUAGAGGACAUGGCCAGCAGCCUGCGAAACCUACGGGUAGAAAGCAUGGAAGCCUCGAGGGCAGAGGAGAGGAUCGAAGACACUUGCCUGUUCAACCAGAAGCUGCAGAGUCUCAUCUUCGACAAAGCAGGGCUCUUAUCCUGUUGGCGUCAGCUCGAUGCAGCUCAUCGAAUGGAAGAGGUGGGUAGCCUCCUAAAGUGGAGUUUUGCAGACAAUGGAAGAGGCAUCGUUUGGCAGUUUUGGCACUUGAGGGACUAA